Molecule: messenger RNA, 804 nt
Organism: Hibiscus syriacus
Lineage: Eukaryota; Viridiplantae; Streptophyta; Magnoliopsida; Malvales; Malvaceae
Product: CASP-like protein 1D1
Exons: 3
Coding region: 57-680 (207 amino acids)
Source: RefSeq, a predicted model, not a curated record
AUACAACACAUAUGCAGUAGCAGUUCUUCAGCGUUUUGAGGUCAGAGAUUCCAACAAUGGCAUCCACUGAUAAACCCGCCGUAGUCUCGGAGUCGGCACCGAAGUCCGAAGCCGGCCCACCGGAAGCAGAAGCAGUCGCAGCGCCGACUAAGUUCGCUUUCAACUACUCGCUAGUCGAUGUUGCUCUUCGGAUCUUACUAUUUGCAGCGGCUCUAAGUUCUGUAGUGGUCAUGGUUACCAGCAAGCAAACCGAGGUGGUUCCGGUGCCGGGCUUGCCUGGAGUUAUGCUCCCAUUUCAAGCAAAGUUCAAUCAUUCACCAGCUCUCAUAUACUUCGUAGCAGCAUUAUCGGUAACAGGCUUAUACAGCAUUAUCACCACAUUGGCAUCACUCUCAGUCGUCCUUAAACCUGUUUAUUCCAAAGCCUUCUUGCUCGCUUUCGCUUUCUUAGACGUGGUGUUUGUCGGGAUCGUUGCCUCUGCAACUGGUGCGGCGGGAGGUGUCGCUUAUAUCGGAUUAAAGGGCAACAGUCACGUCAGGUGGAACAAAAUCUGCAAUGUUUACGACAAGUUUUGUCGAUACAAUGCAAGUUCGAUCGCACUCGCAUUGUUCGCCGCCGUUCUUCUGGUGUUGCUCUCGAUGAUGUCAACCUUCACACUUUACAAAAAGAUCCGUGACUAGACAGAUCCUCGAUGUCGUCCUAGUUUUCAGCUCAAGAAACAUUUGAUAAAUGUUAAUUUGUGGUGUUGUUUUUGUCUUGAACUAGGUGAUGUUUUCUGUCUACAGAUGAUGUUUUAAUUCGUAU